AUUACUAGUAGCAAUUAACCUAAUAGGUGGUUGACUAAUUGACUUGAAUAUUUCAUAUCCAUGACAAAUUAUCCUAAUUCGAUUAUCAGUAUUAAUUUAAUUCUUUCUUUUUUCUUUUUUAAAGUUAGGAACUUGGGAUAUCCAUGGACAGUUGAAUAUUUAAUCCAAUACAACAUUGUACAGGCAAACAUGUAUAAAUUGGUCUGCCUUCUGCAUCUGUAGCUUUCUAUUUUGCUGGUCUAUUAGUUAAUUAAUAUUCAUUCGACACAAAUGUUUGUUACCAGUUUGCUUAAUUGACAUUGCCAACUCGAUCUGCAAGAAUAAAGAUUAAAGAAUAAAGUAAGCAAAAUUAGAUAAGCACCCAGUAAAUGCCUACAUCAAUUCUCAUAAUCUAGCCCUUCCUCAGUCGUGGAAUCGAUUCCUAAAACAUCAUCUAUGCUAAAUGGUACGUGGUUUCCACCAUCGUGUAGAAAUUAAGGAAGAUUUUGAUCCCUGUUUUGUUUUCGUGUGGAUCUCCGCCCCAAAUGGGGGAAUAAUAUAAAUAGAUAUUGGACGUACACAGAAGUUGAUCUACUCAUGUACGUAGUUUUGGUCAUGGUAGGCACGUUCAAGAAGUGGCAUACGACACUGUGGAUAACUUACCAAACAAUCCAAUAAACAAAAUAUAUCUGCAUCCUAAAAUGGCCUUUGGAAAAAAGAUAAGAGUUCUAUAUUGUUAAGUCUGUAGCUUAGCUAUAUAUCUCCAGCUAGACGUUCUUUUCUGUAUAUAUAGAUAUAUACUUGAUCCGACCAAAAUUCAUAUAUCCUAGCUUAGCCUAAUUGUCCAUUAACACAAACUGAUCGAUCAUGUGUUCGAACUAUGCAAGAAUGUGUUUCGGGGUGUCUUCCCCUUCGAGCCCUCGAUCGAAACCCAAGGGUAGAUCUAAACGACAUGAUUCAUGUGCCGUCAACACUAGUCUUGCUGUUGAAGAGCAUUCAACAACAGACCUUCUGAACAGAUAUAGUAGCUUUAGCAAGGGUGAGUUGAGUGCUACGGAAGCCAGCCUGAACCAUAUGGUUGAAGAGUCUUCUGAGGACUCAAAAUCUGAGGAAUCGAUUGGCAACAAGAUAAUGGUGGUUGUGGACUCGAGCCUGGAAGCUAAGGGAGCUCUUGAAUGGGCACUAUCCCACACUGCACAAACCCAUGAUACCAUUUUGCUUCUUCAUCUUGCUAAUGCUGCAGACACAAAUGAGAAGUUUGAUGGUAUAAUGGCUUUUGAACUUCUUCACAGUUUGAAAAAACUUUGUCAAAUCAGCAAGCCUGGGGUGCUAGUGGAGGUAGCAUUGGUUGAAGUUGAAGAAGGGAAGGAAAAGGGUCAGAUGAUAGUGGAAGAAGCAAAGAGACAAGGGGUGUCUCUCCUUGUUCUUGGGCAAGAAAGAAAGAGGUUGACAUGGUGGCAGCUAGGUUGUAGUGGGGGUGGAGGUCAGGGCGUUGGCGAGGUUGUGGUGGAGUACUGCAUACAAAAUGCUGCUUGCAUGACGGUUGCAGUGAGGAAAAAGAACAGCAAUGGGGGAGGCUACUUGAUCAGCACCAAGCUUCACAAGAAUUUCUGGCUUCUAGCUUGAUUCGAUCAAAAUCAUUAUUUUAAUCAUAUUAUUGAGAUUUGUUAUAUAUUCUCGGAAGAUAUUGUGUACUUUAAGUUUAAUAUUUAAUUUUGUUAUUGGGGUUCUAGUUGGACCUUCAAAUUUGCUA
This is a messenger RNA of Rosa chinensis, 1732 nucleotides long. RefSeq lists its product as uncharacterized. The record is from RefSeq and is a predicted model, not a curated record. The transcript is spliced from 3 exons. Lineage: Eukaryota; Viridiplantae; Streptophyta; Magnoliopsida; Rosales; Rosaceae. The coding region runs from base 847 to 1605 and encodes 252 amino acids.